UACUUGGAUGGUGGAUGUGUAAAACAGUUCCGUACAUACAGGGUGUCUCAGUUGCUGCAUCUGUAUACAGCUUAAUUGCGGUAUCUCUAGACAGAUUCUUGGCAAUAUGGUGGCCUUUAAAAUGUCAGAUAACGAAGAGACGUGCUCGAAUAAUGAUCAUUCUUAUAUGGUUCAUCGCUUUAACUACUACGGUGCCGUGGGCGAUUUUUUUCGAUUUAGUUGUAAUAUUUAGUGAUGCUCCUGAAGUACAAAUUUGCAUCGAAGUAUGGCCUGAUUCUAUGAAUGGGGCCUUAUACUUUUUAAUAGCUAAUAUGGUAUUUUGCUACAUUCUACCCAUGAUAUUAAUAACUAUGUGUUAUGUUUUGAUAUGGAUUAAAGUAUGGAGAAGAAAUAUUCCCACUGAUACUAAAGACGCACAAAUGGAACGUAUGCAGCAAAAAUCCAAAGUGAAGGUGGUCAAAAUGCUAGUCGCGGUAGUAAUACUAUUCGUGCUCUCCUGGUUACCACUAUACGUAAUUUUUGCUCGCAUUAAACUGGGAGGUAAUAUUGAAUCUUGGGAGGAAGAUAUUCUCCCCAUCGCCACUCCGAUAGCGCAGUGGCUGGGAGCAUCGAAUUCCUGCAUAAAUCCCAUCUUAUACGCUUACUUCAAUAAGAAAUUCAGAAGAGGUUUUAUGGCCAUUAUUAAAAGCCGCCGCUGCUGCGGACGCCUACGCUAUUACGAAACUAUUGCAUUGAUGUCUUCAUCAACCAGUAUGCGCAAAUCGUCGCAUUUCUACAACAACAACUCGUCAUCGCGCCGAAUUCCACCAAUUCAAGACAACGCAGUGGCGUACAUAUAUAACAACACUGGAGUCUAAAUUUUGGCCUCCUGCCACCUUGUGGCUUGGUCUAAUUUUUCACGUACCUACCUUUCGAGAAAGGUUAUUAGAAUGUCAAGUUUUCACAGAAACGCGGGCAGAGCAGAACGUAAUAUUUUUAUGCAGGUUGGCUCAAGUAUUUUUGAGAAACGAUGUGUAAUUGUUAGAAUAUAUAGCAAUUAAGUUAAAAAUCUAUAACGACUUGGAGAUUUGGUAAAAUACAACUACACAGAUCUGCAGAAACUCAUCUUGAUAAGAACGAAAGGACUUUUUGUACAUAAUGCAGUUAAAAUAACGUUAUUUGUUAAGACACUAUUUAAUUUCGAUUACCAUUUUGAUUUUAAUAGUAUUUUGCAGGUAACAAAAUGCUUUAACACUAGAUUGUUGCAAAUCUAUUGCAAAUGACAUAUAGACAUCUUAUCAUUUUGCUUUUGAUUUUUGAAAAAUUCCCGUAAGGAAAGA
Molecule: messenger RNA, 1319 nt
Organism: Photinus pyralis (common eastern firefly)
Lineage: Eukaryota; Metazoa; Arthropoda; Insecta; Coleoptera; Lampyridae
Product: neuropeptide SIFamide receptor-like
Exons: 2
Coding region: 15-857 (280 amino acids)
Biological process (GO): G protein-coupled receptor signaling pathway
Cellular component (GO): membrane
Molecular function (GO): neuropeptide Y receptor activity; peptide binding
Source: RefSeq, a predicted model, not a curated record